CAAUCGUGUUUGCGAGCGCGCCGCGGAAAGAUCAGCUUGACUUUAAUACACUCGUAAAUAAACAAGAAAUCAAACCCAAGAUGCCGCUGCGCAGGAAAGAGGACUAUAUCCCCAUCAAGUGCGAGGGCUGGAAUGGCAAGUUCGUCUAUCCGGAUGGCGCUGUCAACAAUGUGUCCAAGAUCCGUCGGCAGAACCAGAACGUAACCAACACCAACAACUUCUACGGUUUCAACACGGAGCCCAUUGUCCUGCCCACCGAAUGGGAUGGCACCUUUGUCAAGAGCGGCGAGACACGCAUUAAGCAGGAGCGAAAUCGCUCUGACGAUCAGGACUAUUUCGAUUACAACUCGGAGCCCACUGUCCUGCCGCCGGUCUGGAGCGGUGAGUUCGUCACCGAUCCCAACGAUGUGCGCUUCAAGCCGGAGCGCAACUUUUCGGAUCCCAGGGAUUACGCCGAGGCAGCUCGAUUCAAGUUGGUGAAGAACUAAGCCCAUAUCCGAUUCGAUUCCGAUCCUGUACAAUUAACCCUGCAAGUUGUGUUUGUUUUGGUUUCGCAUUGUACCCUAACCUAAGCGUUUGUUGUAUUUAAUUUUUAUGAUAUUUAUUUGUAUGCUUAAUAAACCAUAGAAAACCAAGAAAAAA
Molecule: messenger RNA, 642 nt
Organism: Drosophila kikkawai
Lineage: Eukaryota; Metazoa; Arthropoda; Insecta; Diptera; Drosophilidae
Source: RefSeq, a predicted model, not a curated record